Messenger RNA from Hyaloperonospora brassicae, 3102 nucleotides. The record is from the annotation of a GenBank genome assembly. Lineage: Eukaryota; Oomycota; Peronosporomycetes; Peronosporales; Peronosporaceae.
AUGGGGUCGUGGCGCUUUUGCGUCCUCCAAGGCGCGCGCUUGCGCUGGUACCGCACGCAACAGGCCGCCGAGACCGACUCGCAGCUGCGGGGCGAAGUGUGGGUCCAGAGCCUCGAGCCCUGGGACGGCCGCAGCGCCUUCGCCCGCACGUACGCCAACGCGUUCGCCGUCCGCACGACGUCCAAGCGGCUGCUGCUCUGCGUGGCGCAGACGCCGCUGGACGCCGCGCGCUGGCGCCACGCGCUCGAGACGGCGUUGCAGCAGUCCAAGAGCGCGUCGCAGGUCCUCAUGACGCACGCGCAGGACGACGGCGGCCGUCGGAUCGUCCCGUCGGACCUGCGGCGGCGGCCGCCAACGCCGUGCGCGUUCCCCGACGAGCGGCCGACCGACGCGCCGUCGUCGGUCUCGAGCGGCUCGGACCACGACCACGUGCGGACGCAGGUGCGGACCGCGUGCGGAGACACGGGCUGCAGCACGUGCGGCUCGCGGUUCCGGUCGCUGGUCGUGCGGCGCGUCGUCUGUGGGUCGUGCGCCCGCGCGUUCUGCGCAAAGCACUGCAGCGUCGGCACGCGGCUCGAGCACUUGGGCUUGCGGGCCGUGCGGCGCUGCUGCGACCACUGCGUGCAGCGGCAGCAGUUUAUCCGGCACUUGAAGACCAUGACGCGGGUCUUGGGUCCGAUCGCCAGUCGAAGCGUCUCGAUGGAUGACCUCGUGGCCCGCGCGGACGAACCGGGGGCUGUGGUCGUCGACAUGAAGGGUCGAGAUGAGGUGCUUGCGCCCGUGCUGGAGAAACUCCGUCGUCGACCGAUGACGCUGAACCGCACGAUUAAGAUUUUGUACCAGACGCGGAAGAAGCCGCAGCUGUUUCGCGUGGCGUGCGAGCGACUGCCGUUUUACACGGAGACGUGCGUCGAUCGACUGGAGAAUCUGUGGUACCAGCUGCUGCACCUCGUGCAAUGUCUGGACGCCGAGCCCAAGCCGCGCUGUGCCCUUCAGCUCUUUUAUCUGCAACGCUAUAUCCGGGCUAUAUGUCGUCGAUGCCCCCGCAUUGCUCUGCAGACGAUUUGGCACGUCCAGGCAUCUGCAGCUGAUGGCAAGUGCCAUAACCUACAUCCGCACACGUUGCUGUCGCUGCUUGGAUUUAUCUACCCGAACACCACUUUGCCAGAGAGCUCGCACAUGUUUAGUGUGUGGAAGGACAUUGUCUUUGCCGACUGUCCUGAACACCAGCUCGCGCAGAUCUUGGCUGACUUGAGACAAGUGAACGCCGACAUGGAAAAACUUAUUGCACUAGAGCCGGAUUCGAUGAUGGAGCGAUGGCUGAAUGCCACAACGCGGUCACAAUUUGAAAGUUGUGCUGCGGAGUUGGCGGCAUCAGGCAUUGAACUGUGCGAAUUUCAGUCGAGUAUCCUGUAUGAUUCGUUGGAGAUUGAAGGAAGCAGUCUAUCCGAUGAUUUGCCGGGGUCUGGGAUCAAUUCGCUGGUUCUCGAACAAGUUAGUUUUGUGCAGUCGUUGGCGGCCAUCAGCGAACGGCUUCGUCACAUCCAACCUGUAUCAGACCGUGGCAAGUAUUUAGCUGGCGAGCUGGAGAUACUUAACAGUACCCUCCGAUCAUCGGCACUAUACCCUCUCAGUGCGGCAUCCGAUGAGCUGUACCGAGUGGUGCGCAUCCCGCCAGCAGAAGGCAAAGUGUUUUCUACCAAGAUGCGCGCGCCAACUCUCAUCUUUGUCGAGACAGUUCCACUACAAAGUGCUGGUGCGAUAGGCCUUGAUGACUGCGAUAGCGGUCGUCUCCGUCCGUUCGUAUUCAGUUCCCAGCCUUGCAACUCUACGUUUUUCGAGUCAGCAGUUUUUGACGAGAACGAAGUCUCUGGCGUUUCGUUAAGCGGGGAAACGAUGAUGUCGCCGGGCAGCAGUUCAACAGUAGCGUUCAUGACACCAAUGAGCACAGUUGCUGAGCCCGUCAGUUGUCCGAUUGAUGUGGCCCGUUACCAGGAUAGCACUGUAUCAGCCGGCACCAAUGGAAAGGUGAAUGGUUGUUCUGACAGCGCUUCAUAUCUGCGUACGAACACAGAAUGCAACGGGCAAGAAGCGCCCGCGUCGGCUACUGGCAGGCGCCAUACAAGCAUAAUGCCCCACCUUCCGCAACCCAGUCGCGGCUGCAAGAUGGGAGUUGGAACUCGUGCUGGGCGCUUGGGCGCUGAGAGCUUUGUGUACGACAGCAAAGUGUUUGGUGAGAGCUGGGAGGAGCGCAAAGCGCGUAUUCAGAGCGAGUCGCCGAUGGGAAAAAUGCCUGGGUGGGACCUUUUCUCUGUGAUCAUAAAGACAAACGAUGACUUGCGUCAGGAGGUGUUUACCAUGCAGCUCAUUCACAAACUCAAGUCCAUCUUCGAAUUUGAGGCGCCGGAAUUGUGGCUGCGCACGUACCGAAUCGUUGCCACUGGAGCCAACAUUGGUCUACUAGAGACAAUAACCGAUGCUUGCUCGCUGGACCACCUCAAGAAGACGUUUCCCGGCGGCGAUUUAUCCGAGUAUUUCCGAAGUGCGUAUGGCGACGUGCUCAGUCCGGAGUUCAUUGCUGCCCAGCGUCGGUUUAUUGAGAGCUUGGCAGCGUAUUCCAUUGUCAGCUAUGUGCUACUGCUCAAGGACCGUCACAACGGCAACAUUUUGCUCAGCUCGGAGGGUCGUAUAAUCCAUAUCGACUUUGGCUUCAUUCUAGGCAUUGCUCCUGGUGGCAUGUUCAGCGUCGAAGAUGCACCGUUCAAGUUGACAAAGGAAAUGGUGGAUGUGAUGGGCGGUGUAGGUUCUACGGGCUAUGCACACUUCCGUCAUUGUCUGGUGAAGGGCUUCGUGGCUCUUCGAAAGUAUAGUUCCGAGAUUACCGCGUUGCUGCAGACCACAGGGCAGCACUCUCCGUUUCCCUGCUUUCACGGCGCAAAGUUGGGGCGCAUUGUUGCGGACCUGCGCACACGUUUGUGCGUCGGAUGUUCACGACGAGACAUUCGUCACCGCGUGGACCAGCUGAUACGCAAGAGCUACAAUGCUUGGGGGACCCGGCAGUAUGAUUCGUUCCAGUUGCGUAGCAAUAAUAUCCACCCGUAG